AUGUUUAGUGUAUUCAAUUUUUUAAAUAAAUCUAUAAGCGUCAAUAACGCACAACUUACAAAAGAACUUGUCAAUGAACAAGAUGAUGACGAAUAUUAUGUGGGUAAUCCUAGUGCAUCAAAUACUGUUAUAAAAGAUAAUUCUGAUAAUUUGUCUAUUGAAAACGUUGAAAUUGACUUCAACAAAAAAGAUGUUGAACUUGAGAUAGGAGACAAAAAUACUGGACCGCUUCAACCAAUAUUAAAUAACUAUCCAAAAACUAUUAGUGGAAAUCAACAUCGGUCAUCUUCUGCAAAAUAUUAUAAAGACUAUUUUUGGCUUGAUUAUAGUAUAAAAUCUGAUGCCGUUUAUUGUUUCUGUUGCCGAAUGUACAGUAUAAAUGACCAAAAUGAAGUUUUUGUAAAAAGUGGCUUUCGAAAUUGGAAGAAAGUAAGUUUUUUUCAACAAAUUAAUUUUAAUUAA
Molecule: messenger RNA, 462 nt
Organism: Macrosiphum euphorbiae (potato aphid)
Lineage: Eukaryota; Metazoa; Arthropoda; Insecta; Hemiptera; Aphididae
Source: the annotation of a GenBank genome assembly